AUGACAACCGAUGACGGCGAUGCAGACGCUGCUUCAAAGCAUGUUCUGCAACAGCUGUCAGACACAGUGUAUGCAUGUUCCUCACUGUCGCCGCUCUCUAGCAGGCCUGGUAAUUUUGUUUACCGCGGUGUCCUGGUUCAUCCCCUCUCCGCCAAAGAUGAGGCCCCAGUUCGGACCAUUAUAAUCAAGCAUUGCACUGCUUCUACAAGCGAAGAUGGUUUGAACCACAUCGCUAGCCGUGUAGAUGGACCAAACUUCGAGGAGCUCUUACUCAACUCGAUCGCUCAUUUUUCACCUCCCACCGAUCCAUCUAUUCUGAUCAAGGUACCGCGUCUAAAUUUACUAGAUGAAGCGAGUAAUAUUCAGGUCCUGGAAGAUUUCAUUGAUACCACUGGACUGAAAUCCAUGUUGCUUUCUGCUGAAGCCAGUAAUCUUCUUCCUUCCAGCUUAGAGGCCAUUGGAUUUGCCUUGGGUGCCUGGAUUCGAGCGUUUCAUAUGUGGGCGGCGGCGCCUGAGCAGGCCGCCCUCAGAGAGUAG
Trichoderma breve is the source of this 537-nucleotide messenger RNA. RefSeq lists its product as uncharacterized. The record is from RefSeq and is a predicted model, not a curated record. The coding region runs from base 1 to 537 and encodes 178 amino acids. The transcript has 2 exons. NCBI's taxonomy places the organism in Eukaryota, Fungi, Ascomycota, Sordariomycetes, Hypocreales, Hypocreaceae.